This is a messenger RNA of Ostreococcus lucimarinus CCE9901, 597 nucleotides long. RefSeq lists its product with no specific name. NCBI's taxonomy places the organism in Eukaryota, Viridiplantae, Chlorophyta, Mamiellophyceae, Mamiellales, Bathycoccaceae. Gene Ontology annotation, biological process: positive regulation of SREBP signaling pathway. The record is from RefSeq and is a predicted model, not a curated record. Bases 1 to 597 code for a protein of 198 amino acids. The transcript has a single exon.
AUGGGACGACGACGACGACGCGCCGACGUCGUCGUCGCGCUCGUCGCCGCGCUCGCGCGAGGCGCGACCGCGCGCGAGUAUCCCGCGACGAUCGGCGCGCGCGACGCCGGCGCGGCGACGUCGAGCGCGCGCGCGCGCGACGACGCGCGCGCGACGUGCGAAAACGCGCACGUCGACGCGCGGCGCGUCGUGGACGAUCGAGGGCGCGCGUGCGCGUGGUACGAGGUGGACUCCGUCACCGGGUGCUGCUCGACGACGACGACGGCGGCGCGGUACGCGUGCGACGGGUGCGACGAGAGCGCGCGGUGCUGUCGAGAUUACGAGACGUGCGCGGCGUGUUGUCAAGGACCGACGCACGACGUGGAAGCGGCGAUGAAGCGACACGCGCGAGGGAGGAAUCAAAUCGCGACGGGUUUUUUCGAAGACGCGUUCGAGUACUGCAAGAGUCGGUGUCGAACGCAGCCGAGCGUGACGUUUCACGAGAACACGUACGCGUACGACACGGCGUAUUGUUACGGCGACUAUCCGGUGAACGAGGACCCAGUGCCGGCGAAGGGUAAGAAGACGUUCGCGGGUGACAGCGCGGACGAGUCGUAG